AUGGAAUUUCUCUCACUACAGCACCAGCCACUCUCUUCCGACCCGAAUUUCAUGAACCCAAUUUCCUGUAAACUAACACCAACACUUCGCAUAAUUUCCACCAAAUUCAGGCUUUUCUCUACAUCUUCCCCAAAUUUAACAACUACCCAGACCCCAAUUCGUGAAGAAAACUGCAUAAAAACUUCUUUGAGUGGCAAUACAAGAGUGAAGGCGAAGGUUUUGGAUACCCAGUUGAAAGAAAACUGGUUGGACUCUCUUACUUGCCCAUUUCCCGAGAAGCUAUUGCGGUCUGACCGUGACAGUAACGGUCAGCCAAGCAAUGAAAAGUCCGGAUGGGUAAUGGGGAUUGACCCGGAUGUUCAUGGGGCCUUGGCGGUCCUGAAGACUGAUUGUUCGGGUUGUUCUGCUCAGGGGCAAAGGCAGAGACUGGGAGAUGGAAAGGUCAAUGGGGGAAGAAUAGGGACUAUAGGCGCAAAACGGAGUGCGAAGGGAGAGAAUUGUUGGGUGAAGGAGAAAGGGGGACGCCUGGGGGUAGGCAAGGUAGGUGUUGGAGGAGAAUUGAGAGUGCAAGAGGAAAGGGGGGAUUUAUUAGAGAAGUGGAGUCAUGUCAAGGAGGGGGUGGAAUCUUGUCGGGAGUUCAUGGUCAGAGGGGUUGGAGGUCUUGUUUUGACUGAUUUUGACUAA
This is a messenger RNA of Ilex paraguariensis (yerba mate), 684 nucleotides long. Lineage: Eukaryota; Viridiplantae; Streptophyta; Magnoliopsida; Aquifoliales; Aquifoliaceae. The record is from the annotation of a GenBank genome assembly.